Molecule: messenger RNA, 1804 nt
Organism: Pelmatolapia mariae (spotted tilapia)
Lineage: Eukaryota; Metazoa; Chordata; Actinopteri; Cichliformes; Cichlidae
Gene: arhgef39
Product: Rho guanine nucleotide exchange factor (GEF) 39
Exons: 11
Coding region: 1-1254 (417 amino acids)
Biological process (GO): positive regulation of cell migration
Cellular component (GO): plasma membrane
Molecular function (GO): guanyl-nucleotide exchange factor activity
Source: RefSeq, a predicted model, not a curated record
AUGAGUUUCUCGCCUCGCCCUUUGGAUCCUCUUGGGUGCAGCAGUGUCCAGGAGCAGAGGGACUUGUGGCAAAGAAAAUUCUGUCGAAUAGCCAAAGAAAUGGUGCAAACAGAACAACGCUACUGCCAAAAGCUGGAACUGGUCACCACUUUCUUUGUGGACAUUUUGAAGGCCAAAGGAAGCCUGAGGUCGGACAUUAGAGAAGACAUUUUCUGUUCAAUUAAAGCUAUUCUAUCAGUAAACCAGACUCUACUGAUCCAUUUGGAGAAUGGCUACUUUGGCAAAGGCCUUGACCAGUUCUCCACCCAUAUGCACCAUUACUACACAUAUGUGGAUAACAUUUAUAAAGCCCAAAAAGUGCUUCAGAUGCAGCUUAAGAAAAACAAGGCCUUCAGACGGUUCAAAAAACUGCAGGAAUCCCGCCCAGAAUUCAACAACCAGAAGCUGGAGGACUUGCUCCAACUCCCCCUGCAGCGGACUGAUCAGUACAAACAUUUCCUGCAGGAUCUGACAGCCAACAUCAGUGUAGACCAUCCAGAAUAUGAACAGCUUUCAAGAGCAAUGACUGCCGUGUGUGAGGUGUCCCAGCGUAUUGACGACAAUACCCGGCGCCAUGAGAACCACUUGGAGCUUUGCCGUGUGCAGAAACUGCUGAAAGGGAGAAAGAUGAAGGUGUUGGCUCCAGGGAGGUGGUACAUCUGCGAGGGCUGGCUGAAGGUGGUCCCACCAAAGGGUGCAGAGGCCAAGCCUAAAAUGUUCUUCCUGUUCUCCGACAUGCUGCUUCAGGUCAAGCGUUGCAGCUCCCUGCAUUCCACCAGUGGACAGAAGUUUACUGCCGAGCAUGCCUAUCCACUGCAGGACUGCACCGUAGAGAAGGUGUUUGGCCACACAAGGAGCCAGGGAGGCUUGCUCAGUCUGACCUUCCCCAGAGCCAAUCUGCUGCUGAUGUCCAGCAACCAGGAGAACCUCAACAACUGGUACCAAAGCCUGAGUUCAGCUAUCAGGAAGCAGAAUUCUAAGCAGAUGGCGAUUUAUCAAAGAGAUGAGCUGUGCCGCAGACCUCUGCGCUCUGCCGCCGAUAGCCACAACACUCCUGCCAACGCCGCCAGCAGAAAGAGAAACAUGCUCACUGCUGAGAUCAGUGAGCUUCCUCAGGAGCCUCCAGUUGAGCAGGAGUACAGCGCCCCCAAGAGGAUGAAGCCAUCUGAUGCUUCAGAGCAGAGUGCAGAGACGUCCAGCUGUGUGAUCCUCUGAUGGACCAAACCCUGACUGGCAGUUUCAAUAAGGACCUUUGCUGUUUUGACACGUCUGCGCUCCAUAGCACCGUUUUUUCCUUUUCCUUUAUCAUGAAAUCAGAAGAGCUUUAUAUUAUUACUAAAGAGCAGCUUCAGCUACUACCCAUCUCGUGCAAUACAAACUCUAAUGACCUGCUGCUAUCGGGCUACAGCAAACAUUCAUCGCUUUACAGAAUGAUAUUGCAGCAACUUUUCUCCUGUAUGUUUUACUCUUUUACGUUUAUAAUCACCCCGUAGUGUUGUGCAGAAAUACAACAAUAUACACACAUGGCAAAAGGACAGUGGUGGUUGGUCAGUGUCAGCUUUCAUAGUGAAAGUGUGAGACAGCAAAGCUGAAUCAUUUAUGUCUGAUUCAGACUGAACGGCAGCUUGACCGGGACGAACCUCCAUCAGUGUGCGCUGUCGUCAGGCAGAUUAUUGUUACUACAUCUAAGCUGUGAUUUGUAUGAAACUAUGAAAUGGCCAAUGUGAAAUCAAUCAAUCAGAUAACAGCGCCAAAGGGAGACAAU